This is a messenger RNA of Cylicocyclus nassatus, 837 nucleotides long. The record is from the annotation of a GenBank genome assembly. Lineage: Eukaryota; Metazoa; Nematoda; Chromadorea; Rhabditida; Strongylidae.
AUGGAGAAAAUACUUGGAUUUUUUGAGCCACUACUCUCAGGAUGCAUAACUCCUUGUAAUUCGUGUGUAGCGGAGAGAGGGAAAUGUGGAAUACGCAUACAUCCUUGUAGAAAGUGUCUAAUGGACAAAUUACUUGGACUUUUUGAGCCAAUAGUGGCAGGAUGCAUAUCUCCUUGUAAUUCGUGUGUAGCGGAGAAAGGGACAUGUGGAAUACGCAUAUAUCCUUGUGAAAAGUGUAUAAUGGAGAAAAUAUUUGGAUUUUUCGGGCCAAUAUUCUCAGGAUGCACAUCUUGUGAUCCGAUGAAAAAUGGAACGAAUUGCAGAGAUCCUGGGCAGUGUCCAUUCAAUCCAAAACCGCUUCCGAACAAGAAUUCGACUUCACCGACUGAAAAUUGUGCAAUUGAAAAAAGGACACCAAUCGAACAAUACUUUUUCAGUGCGUUGAACAGCCAUUUGGGCGGACUAGUCUAUACAUGUCAUGCGGAAGAAAAGGCCAAGAAGCUCAUACGCAGUUUGGACCUCAAAAAAGUUUGUUGGAAUAAUCGCAGACAAAUCGUUGGCUACCAAAAGGGGGACAGAACCUUCGUGUUUUGUGCCUACACUAAGCACAAAACUCUGGAAUCCUACGUAGGCGAGUACCUCACCAGCAGAAACCUAUCUUACUGGGAUGAGCUAGCUGAAAAGAUUCCCAAGUAUUUCCACGGGCGUUUAAGAGCGGGAUGCGAUAAGAAAGAAGACUGGAUUUUGUGCGUAGUGAAGAUCCCUAAGGAGGAACCUAAAUCUUGUAUCUCAUGGCUCAUGGGCACAUUUAAUCGCUUACGUUACUUCUUACCUUGA